Molecule: messenger RNA, 3268 nt
Organism: Oncorhynchus masou masou (cherry salmon)
Lineage: Eukaryota; Metazoa; Chordata; Actinopteri; Salmoniformes; Salmonidae
Gene: smad4a
Product: SMAD family member 4a
Exons: 12
Coding region: 479-2128 (549 amino acids)
Biological process (GO): SMAD protein signal transduction; regulation of transcription by RNA polymerase II; cell differentiation
Cellular component (GO): heteromeric SMAD protein complex
Molecular function (GO): I-SMAD binding; DNA-binding transcription factor activity, RNA polymerase II-specific; RNA polymerase II cis-regulatory region sequence-specific DNA binding
Source: RefSeq, a predicted model, not a curated record
AUUGCACAUUUGCACUGGAGUCGCGAGGGCGUUGCAGGGAGAGAGGGAAUUGUUUAUUUUCGUAGCUAGCGCUUUAGCAUUGUUUACCAGUCAGUAUAUUGCGACCAUUGUUUGUCUUGUUUCGCCACUGGCACAAUUGAGAAACAUCAGAGUCGCACCAUAUCUCAGAAUUAGAAGAUAGUCAAGUAUUGGCUCGAACUUCGAUUCAAAGAACACUGUUUUUUUUGUCGGCGAGCAAGCUAACUAGUUCAACGAUAAUAACAUUUUAGGUUUGCUACGAGAAAGUAUUAGCAUUUUUUUUUUGAAAUGCCUGUCCUGUACACCCCACCUGUAGAGUGAAGAGGGAACACAUUCCAUUCUAACCCUGGCAAAAGGUUUCAGAAAAUGUGUUUUUGACUCAUUGAUCUGGAGUGACGACUGAACUGGAAGCCUCCUUAAGAUUGAACUCCAAGUUAUAGAGACUGGAACGGUGAGCAAGAUGUCGAUCACAAACACCCCCACAAGCAAUGACGCUUGUCUGAGCAUCGUGCAUAGCCUGAUGUGCCACAGACAGGGUGGAGAGAGCGAGACCUUCGCCAAGCGAGCCAUUGAGAGCCUUGUUAAGAAACUGAAGGAGAAGAAAGAUGAGCUAGAUUCUUUAAUCACAGCCAUCACCACCAACGGAGCUCAUCCCAGCAAGUGUGUCACCAUACAGCGCACCCUGGAUGGACGCCUGCAGGUUGCGGGGCGUAAAGGCUUCCCCCAUGUGAUCUAUGCAAGACUGUGGCGGUGGCCUGACCUGCACAAAAAUGAACUGAAGCAUGUGAAAUACUGCCAGUUUGCUUUUGACCUCAAAGCUGACAACGUGUGUGUUAACCCAUACCACUACGAGAGGGUGGUAUCACCAGGGAUUGACCUUUCAGGACUGACUCUUUCAAGCUCAGGCACACUCAUGGUCAAAGAUGAGUAUGAAUUUGAGAACCAGCCAUCUCACUCCGGCACGGACAGCCACCAUCAGACCAUCCAGCACCAACCCUCCAGACCGGGGGGUCCCCAGGAUUUCAGCAGCCCGGCCCUGCUCACUUCCCCCGAGGGCAGCAGCUCAGCCUCCACCUCUGCCUUCUCCAGCCUUGCUGCUGGAGCUUCAACCCAGUCCAGUAGCCUUCUGUCAGGGAGCCAUAUCAGUGAAGGUCUGCGGCAGCUAUCCUCAGGGCCAGGCCCAGCACAGGGACAGAGCUCACAGCAGAACGGCUAUCCCCUGGCACAGAGUGCCACAUACCAUCACAGUGCCACCUCAGGCUGGCUGAGAAACGGGAACUUCUCCCCCUCAGUGCCUCACCACCAGAAUGGGCACCUGCAGCACCACCAACCCAUGCCCAACACCCCACACUACUGGCUCUCGCAUAAUGAGAUUGCAUUCCAGACCCCCAUAUCCAAUCACCCUGCACCUGACUACUGGUGUUCCAUUGCCUACUUUGAAAUGGAUGUUCAGGUUGGGGAGACGUUUAAGGUUCCGGCCAGCUGCCCCACGGUGACUGUGGACGGGUACGUGGAUCCCUCGGGAGGGGACCGCUUCUGCCUGGGUCAGCUCAGCAAUGUCCACAGGACAGAGGCAAUCGAGAGAGCCAGACUUCACAUUGGUAAAGGGGUGCAGCUGGAGUGUAAAGGGGAAGGGGACGUGUGGGUGCGUUGCCUUAGCGAUCAUGCAGUGUUUGUGCAGAGUUAUUACUUGGACAGGGAGGCAGGACGUGCUCCUGGAGAUGCAGUGCACAAGAUCUACCCCAGCGCCUACAUCAAGGUGUUUGACCUGCGCCAGUGCCACAGGCAGAUGCAGCAGCAGGCAGCCACAGCACAGGCGGCAGCCGCAGCACAGGCAGCGGCAGUGGCUGGAAACAUCCCCGGGCCUGGCUCUGUAGGAGGCAUCGCCCCCGCCAUCAGUUUGUCUGCGGCGGCAGGUAUAGGAGUGGACGACCUGCGCAGGCUAUGUAUCCUGAGGAUGAGCUUUGUGAAGGGCUGGGGGCCUGACUACCCCCGGCAGAGCAUCAAGGAGACUCCGUGCUGGAUCGAGAUCCAUCUCCACCGUGCCCUGCAGCUACUGGAUGAGGUGCUGCAUACCAUGCCCAUCGCUGACCCCCAGCCCCUGGACUGAGUUAUAGAACGGCAACACUAUCUCGACUUUGUUUAGAACUGACAACACCACAUGCUGGACUGACUGACUGCCCAUGCCGCGUAGGCUAGCCAAUUUAAGCUGUCCGGGAUGAGAGAGGGGUGUGAAUUAUUAAUUUUUUUCUACCCACUGGCAUCAAAGCCAGCCAGGGUUCCUUCUCUGAAGAUACCAGCUCAUGAAUCUGUUUUCUACUUGCCUCAGAAUCAGGAUAUACAGUCGUUACUCAUGGAUGCUUUUCAUUCUGUUCUAUUCAUAUCAUCCUGUUCAUUGACUGACAGAAGGCCAUGACAUGACACUUUAUAUACUGUAUUUGAGUUUCAAUGCUGUUUUUUUUUAUGGCAUAUUAGGUUAAUUAAGCACUUUAUUGGUUUGCUUUUCAUGUGCUUGUUUUCAGUAUGUUAGCUUAAUUAAGCACUUUAUUGGUUUGCUUUUCUUGUGCUUGUUUUCAGUAUGUUUAGGUAUGCAGUGUGAGGGGUAGUUUCCACAUACAUUUCUAGUUUAUCUUAGAAUAUUCAGCUUUUGUAGCGAUGAGUGGGAUCCAGGCCAGAUGGUGUUCACUUCAAUAAUGUUUUCAGAUGCCUCAAUGUCUAGACAGGUGUUCAGUUCAUUAACAUUUUUAUCUCCACUGUAAUCAUGACUGAUGAAUUGACUUGUGGUAACAUUCCUUGGAGAUAUUGUAGGAAAGGUAAGGAAGUCUGAAGCCAUAUUUGAUGCCAAAUGAACCCAAACAGUUCAGAGCACAGUCGUGUGAAAGUUGUAAAUAAAUACAUGUUUUUAUGACCAGAUGCUGCAUUGAGAAUAUCAGCAAUUGUGUGGGCCUGGACUACUUGUCACCGGGUUGUUCGAGACGUGGUAUGAGACAAAACUACUUGUUUACUGUUCUAAUUAUGUUGGUGACAUGUUUAUAAUAGCAAUAAGGCACCGCUAAGGGCAGCCCUUAGCUGUGGUAUAUUGGCCAUAUACCACUCCCUUUUUGGGCCUUAUUGCUUAAUUAUAUAUUUUUCUGCCUUAUGACCAUAUGUUUUAAAGUUAGAAAAUGAUAUAUGUAGGCUAAGGACAGAUGUGAUCCAGUGCUUGUCCUUUACCUUCAUAAUGAAUGGAAAUAAAAUGGUGUAUAAUUUG